Messenger RNA from Cyclospora cayetanensis, 405 nucleotides. Its product is annotated as glutamic acid-rich protein. The record is from RefSeq and is a predicted model, not a curated record. The transcript has 3 exons. Bases 1 to 405 code for a protein of 134 amino acids. Lineage: Eukaryota; Apicomplexa; Conoidasida; Eucoccidiorida; Eimeriidae.
AUGUCUACUAAGGCGAGUUCAGGAGUUCCUCCUGCGAAGGAUGCAGAGGAACAGGUUGACAGCGCGAGCGAGGUAUAUGAAGAGGAUGGCGAAGAAGAAUCAUCGGGUGAUGAGCAGAAAACUGGAGCUUCGGACCAACAGCCUCAACGCACGGAGGAGGGCGUGGAAGGCGAGGACGAUGAAGACGAAGAGGAGCGUGGGGAAGGGGAAAACCUUGAACCUGAAGAGGACUCGGAGGAGGACAGCGACGGCGAUGACGAUGUUCAAGAGGUUGAUCUCGAUGACGAUGAUGGGGAAGAAGUAGAUGAACAGGGAGCUGAGGAUGAUGAAGAGGAUAUAGAGCAACUGGAAGAUGAUGAAGAGGCCGACGUCGAGGAGCCCGAAGCCAAGAGGGCACGGACCUGA